Messenger RNA from Momordica charantia (bitter melon), 897 nucleotides. RefSeq names its product mitogen-activated protein kinase kinase kinase 20-like. Gene Ontology annotation, molecular function: ATP binding; protein kinase activity. NCBI's taxonomy places the organism in Eukaryota, Viridiplantae, Streptophyta, Magnoliopsida, Cucurbitales, Cucurbitaceae. Gene Ontology annotation, biological process: protein phosphorylation; signal transduction. The record is from RefSeq and is a predicted model, not a curated record.
AUGACGAAUUGGGUUCGAGUGAAKGAUUUGGGUAAAGGUUCUUACGGCAAAGUGUUUUUAGCGAAACCAACGACGAGAUCUCUCAAAUAUUUUGCUGUUAAAGUAGCUGAGCUUCAACAUUAUUCUUCGCUCUUGAAUGAAAAACGUAUACUCAAACACUUUGUCGGAUUUCCAGAAAUUGUUCAGUGUUUUGGGGGUGAGAUGAUAACGGAGGGGGAUUCCUUUGAUUCUGCCUUUUACAGUUUGGUAUUGGAGUACGCUGCUGGAGGUACCUUAGCUGACUUGAUUAGAAAACAGAAGAAGUUGUCGGAGAAUACAGUGAAGGAAUAUCUCAAAAUGAUAUUGAGAGGGCUAUCUUGCAUUCACAAACUAGGGUUUGUCCAUGUCGACCUCAAGCCUGCUAACAUUCUUGCAUUCCCUCAAAUUGAUGGUAAAAUGAAAUUGAAGAUAGCGGAUUUUGGACUUUCAAGGCGAUGUAACAAAAAGAGAGAGUGCAAUUUCAAAUUGAAGUUUAGAGGAACACCGAUGUACAUGUCACCAGAAUCCAUUUAUGGUGAGGUCAACACUCCGCUUGAUAUUUGGUCUUUGGGUUGCAUUUUGGUUGAAAUGGUUACUGGAAAGCACGCAUGGGACGAUUGCAUAGAUCUCGAGCAGUUGAUGUUGAAGCUUAGGGUAAAUAUGGAAACACCAAAAAUACCCGAAGAACUAUCAAAAGAAGGAAAAGACUUUCUUGAAAAAUGCUUUGAUCGGAAUCCUAAACGACGAUGGACAGCGGAUAUGUUACUCCAACAUCCUUAUCUCGAACAAGAAAAGGAAGCUAUAAAGAAAGAUGAUGAUCCAACGUACUCUUAUCUGCCUCAUAUACUGUACAAAUUUCAAUCAACUAUUCAAAUUUGA